Mucor velutinosus is the source of this 1251-nucleotide messenger RNA. RefSeq lists its product as uncharacterized. The coding region runs from base 1 to 1251 and encodes 416 amino acids. Lineage: Eukaryota; Fungi; Mucoromycota; Mucoromycetes; Mucorales; Mucoraceae. The record is from RefSeq and is a predicted model, not a curated record. The transcript has a single exon.
AUGUUGGUAGCUGAGCUAGGGGACUUGGAACCUGUGAUUUACGUUGACCACAAAGGGGAAGAACACCACUUGCUGGCUGCACCGAAAGUUAUUGGCAACAUGAUGACGCUUGAAGCAGAAAACAAACCAUCAUCACUCGUAUUCAUUCCAAAAGAGAGAAAAGAAAUUGAUGAAGACAGCCAACCCGACCAAACACCAUGCUCAAUCCGGAACAUCGUAUUGAAUAGUCAUUGCAGAGCAUUACUAUCAAAGUCAAACUACAUCGAGUUGGAUCCUCAGACUGCACUUUUGCUAAACAACAGCUGGACUUUAAAUCCAAUGGCAGCUAAAUCAUGUGCUCAUUUGUUGGAAGAGGCUGUUUUUGUGGAGGGAGGCAAGUCUUUACUUGUUCUUGGUGGAGAGAUAUAUUCAAGACUCCCAUCGCUGGAUGCACACUAUGAAAAGACAUCAUCAACAAAAGGAAACAUCCCCCAGUCCUCUUUACCUCACACUGAUACAAGAUACCAAAAUGUAGAAUUAUGCUUGAUUGACAAUGAUAAUGCUAAGAAAUUAGUGUUGGGAACUAAAACUAUGAACGUUUUGAUUACUUCAUCUAUACGCCUGGAAAGCAAUCAGCCAGUAGCUGUCGGUGCCUCUAGCUCAAAUGGAUUCAUACCAAGUAGGAAUACAAGGAUCUUUAUUGAGAAAUGCAAACUUCAAGAAAUUGAAAUGACGACAAAAGCAAAUACGCAACUUGAUGGAAUUAGAUCUUCUCACCAAUAUUUGCUUUAUCCAUUCGAUGAACAUGCUCAGUUACGCCAACUAAGAUCCAAGUUUGAUCGAUUGUCCACCUACCUGUGUUACCGAUUUUCGUCUAAAUUUACUAAUGAUGUUCGAACAAGACCUUGGACAAUAUGGACAAUCGCAGAUCGCUCCCGUAAUCAAGACAGAGAUUCCAGUGUUGUGGCCGCGUCAAAGCUUUUCAAGCACAUCGCAACUCAAGUGUGGGAAAAUGGAGCUGAAGCAAGCUUGAGUUUGAAUACUAUUACAUCUUUGAAACGUCAAUUUAAACAAAGUGGAAACGUCGAGAGAAUAUUUGGUUGUAUUGAAGACUUGUAUGAGGACGAUAUUUCAACAACUACAAUAAUAGGAAACAAAGAACUGAACAAAUUACUAAAGAAUUUGGCUUCUCUGCUGUCAUCUGAAAUCGUAAAUGGAAACGAGCAAAUCAGUAGAAAUAUUCAACAUGUAUUUAACGAAGCUUACAAUUGA